Molecule: messenger RNA, 471 nt
Organism: Neoarthrinium moseri
Lineage: Eukaryota; Fungi; Ascomycota; Sordariomycetes; Amphisphaeriales; Apiosporaceae
Exons: 3
Coding region: 1-471 (156 amino acids)
Biological process (GO): translation
Cellular component (GO): small ribosomal subunit; cytosol; ribosome
Molecular function (GO): RNA binding; structural constituent of ribosome
Source: RefSeq, a predicted model, not a curated record
AUGUCUUUGGUUUCGGGAGAGAAGACGAACUUCCAGUUCAUCUUGCGUCUCCUCAACACGAACGUCAAGGGCGAGGAGAAGGUUAUGUACGCCUUGACCAGAAUCAAGGGUGUCGGUCGUCGUUACUCCAACUUGGUCUGCAAGAAGGCCGAUGUCGACUUGAACAAGCGCGCCGGUGAGCUCACCUCGGAAGAGCUUGAGCGUAUCGUCACCAUCAUCCAGAACCCUACCCAGUACAAGAUCCCCACCUGGUUCCUCAACCGACAGCGCGACAUUGUCGACGGCAAGGACUUGCAGGUCCUCGCCAACGGUGUCGACUCGAAGCUCCGUGAUGACCUCGAGCGCCUGAAGAAGAUCCGCGCCCACCGUGGUCUCCGUCACUACUGGGGUCUCCGUGUCCGUGGCCAGCACACCAAGACCACUGGUCGUCGCGGCAGGACUGUCGGUGUCUCCAAGAAGAAGGGUGGUUAA